GAUGGGGCGGGGUCGGUCGGGGCCUCCUCCCUCAUUCCCUCGCGGGCCGAGCCGCCCCUCUCUCUCCUGCCCCUCCUUCUCCUUGUCCCACCCCUCGGAGUGGAGCUGCACAUGCGGCUGCUCCCUGUUCUGUCCCGCCCAGCCACCGUCGCGCAGGAACGGGUCCCUGCAGCCCCCAGCCGAUGGCAGGACAGUAGCCGCCUGUCAGGGGUCGCGAACGGCUGAGGCAGACGCAGCGGCUCCGGGGCCUCAGAGAGUGUGUGUCUCCAGAGGCCAUGGGGUACCCAGAGGUAGAGCGCAGGGAAUCCCUGCCUGCAGCAGCGCCAGGGGAGAGAGGGAGCCAGGGCUGCGGCUGUCGCGGGGCCCCUGCCCGGGCUGGCGAAGCGAACAGCUGCCGGCUCUUCCUGGGUUUCUUUGGCCUCUCACUGGCCCUCCACCUGCUGACCUUGUGCUGCUACUUAGAGUUGCGGUCCGAGUUGCGGCGGGAACGGGGAGCCGAGUCCCGCCUUGGUGGCCCGGGCACUCAUGGUACCUCUGGCACCCUGAGCAACCCCGGUGGCCUCGAAUCUGACGGUCCCAUCACCCUCCACAUCGGGCAGCCGUCGCCGCAGCAGCAGCCAUUGGAACGAGGAGAAACUACACUCCCCCCUGACUCCCAGGACCUGCACCAGAUGGCCUUGCUGAAUUUCUUCUUCCCUAAUGAAAAGUCAUACUCUGAAGAGGAAAGCAGGCGUGUUUACCGCAACAAAAGAAGCAAAAGCAGUGAAGGAGCAGAUGGGCCAGUCAAAAACAAGAAAAAGGGAAAGAAGACAGGGCCACCUGGGCCCAAUGGUCCCCCAGGUCCUCCAGGACCUCCAGGACCUCAGGGACCCCCAGGGAUUCCAGGGAUUCCUGGAAUUCCAGGAACAACUGUUAUGGGACCACCCGGUCCUCCUGGUCCCCCUGGUCCUCAAGGACCCCCUGGUCUCCAAGGACCUUCUGGUGCUGCUGAUAAGGCUGGAACUCGAGAAAACCAGCUGGCUGUGGUGCAUCUACAGGGCCAAGGGUCAGCAAUUCAAGUCAAGAAUGAUCUUUCAGGUGGAGUGCUCAAUGACUGGUCUCGCAUCACUAUGAACCCCAAGGUGUUUAAGCUACAUCCCCGCAGUGGGGAGCUGGAGGUACUGGUGGACGGCACCUACUUCAUCUAUAGUCAGGUAGAAGUCUACUACAUCAACUUCACUGACUUCGCCAGCUAUGAGGUGGUGGUAGAUGAGAAGCCCUUCCUGCAGUGCACCCGCAGCAUCGAGACAGGCAAGACCAACUACAACACUUGUUAUACUGCAGGAGUCUGCCUCCUCAAGGCACGGCAGAAGAUCGCCGUGAAGAUGGUGCAUGCUGACAUCUCCAUCAACAUGAGCAAGCACACCACAUUCUUUGGGGCCAUCAGGCUGGGCGAAGCCCCUGCAUCCUAGAUUCCUGCAUUUUGCCCUUGCCCGUGCCCCUGCCCUAGGUUUGGGAGCCAGGACUCCCAGAACCUUUUAAGUGCUGCUGUGGAUUGAGGUACAUUGGCAUUGCAGCCAGAGAGAAAUGCCCCAGUGCUAUUUAUUCCCAAGUGAUUCCAUAAUGACAUGACAAGGCCUACUUGACUUUGCAGAAUGACCUUGAGUUAACCGGAGAGUUGAUGGAGCCCCAGGGUUUACAGGACGCACAACCUUCUCUGGCUCCACACUGGCUGAAGGCAUGACUCUUCAACCCCAAGGUCCCUGUUGUCCUUUUUAUCAUUUAUUGCACUAACUUGAGGAUCCAGAGCAUCAGGCCAGAGAAAGUGAAAGUGCACUCCAGACUCUGGGGGUGACCAUCUGACCCCAAGGGGGCCGCAGCUUCUCUCUUGGCUAGGGCUGAGGAUGGGGUGGCAUUAGGUUGCAGCCUAAGGAGAGGACUGGGGUGAGGGGAGACAGAUAAUUGUGGCAGAGACCAGGGGAGAGCAGGUAUCCUUGGCAGUGGAAGCAUUCUUGCUUCUCUGCAUUGUGAGCUGCAGGAGAAUCAGAGAACUCUUCCCACUCAGGCUGAGAGCCACAAGUGACAGCUGUCUAGGUGCCAGAGUCAGGAGCUUUGCUCUCCCUCAGAACCAUUCAAGAAUGGUCACAACCCUGCCUGCAUAAGAAUCUGAAUCUGCACUUGGGGCCUCAUGUCUCUCACUUUGUUUACAGCUAUGCUCUAUGUUUAGAAAACUCCCUAGGGCCCCUUCCCAAUCACCGCCUGACUACAACUCCUGUCUUCUUUCUACACAGAGCCUACCUCUGUCUGAGACAGGUGCUUAACCUGGGACCUGUGCUCACAUGAGUCUGAAAUAUUCUUUAGCUUACCUGAACACAAGAGAAUUUUCCAUUUAUUAAGCAAUACAAGUAUUAUUCAGCUGAUUUCAAUUCAACUGUGUCUGGAGGGUAGGGGUUGGACUAGAUGAUCUUCAAAAAUCUCUUCAAGGUCUAGUAAGAGGCACCUGCCAUAAUAACCUUCUAAAUUCCCAAAUCCUAGAUCAGUGGUGGCAAACCUAUGGCAUGUGGGCCGCAGUAGGCUGUUUGUAUCACUGAAAGCUCUAAGAGGUUCGCCGUCACUGCCCUAGACUAUGGUUGGGCACCAGCAAAGCAGAGCUUUUCUACCUUGGCUGAUAGGGCAAGAAGUAGGAAUCAGUCAGGAGGUAGGUCUAAGUUUGCUGCAGCACUAGUGAUCAUGAAGCCAGGCCUUAUCUGAGAGGGCAGCAGCUGGUGGUCUCCUGACCAAGUUUCUACAGAAAGCCAUGGCAGAGCAUCAUCAGCAGAUACCCAUGCUGCUCCCUGAAGCCAGGCUUAGGAGCAGCCAGAGUCUAGGCAUAGGCAGGGCUCUGCCCUCUAGUUCAGUGCAAAGAUACCCUCCCCUAACCCAAAGCUUCCCACCUGGUCAUAUGCUAGGACCAUUUAGGUGCCUUACCUGGGCACAACCUAGCUUCUGAUGCUAGAUCUGGCCCAAAGCUGGGAUUGUCACCCUUGUACAGGUAGCUGAAAUCUGCCAAGAACAAUAGUCACUUCUUUCUUCCUUCUCUUUCUAAGCAACCACACUGGCCUUUCAAGGGUCAGGGCACAAGGUAGUGGGCCAGCCCUCCAUUGUCUGAUGGCUAAUGACAGCCUUGCAAUCCAAGGUGAGGUACACUCUAGGCACAACUCCUGUUAAGUGCCUUAGACAGUCCACAGUUGUAGCAGGAAAUGACAAAACUGCUUCUUAAAGCUUGGAAAGUACUUUCUGUUAUUUCCUUUGAGUAGGGCAGGACAGAGAUAUCUGAUGCCAUUGCUUAGGUGAGGCUCAGAAGGGUGAAGGGCUUUGACUGCCCUCUGUGUGUUUGUUAAGUCACAAACAUGGGCUUCAGCCCAGGUCUGAUACCAAAGUUGUUCCCUUACACCACACCACUGUGUGGCAUUUGGGGUCAAGAGUGAACUAAUCAAGGUGCUAAUACAGACCUAACAUUCUGAGGGUCCUAGGAAGAAAGCCAAAGAUGCCCAUUUUUAUUACUUGAUGGUAAUACUGUUCUCAAGGCUGCCAGGUGCUCUGUGACAAAAGAAUCAGAUGUUUCUCUUCAAACAGCCAUCAGCCUUACAGCUCUCAUGUUCAGAAGGAAACCCUUGGCACUGUCCAUGUAGUAGCACUCUGAGACCCACAGAACUGGUGGCCCUCAUUUCUUUCACCCAUCCAGUGAAACAAGCAGCUGUCACACGUGGGCAAAUCCUUUCAUUACCCUCCAGGCAGCUUCCAGUAGUCAGCUUACUUUCUACCAGUACAAAGUAUGACUCCUUAUCUCAUUUUCCAUCCCCCAGAAACCUUGAUACUACCAGGAUCUCUCAGGGAUGGAGGGAAGACAUAAGAGAGGACUGGUUCUAAGGCCAAAUGGGCAUGAGGAGAGAGGAGGAAAAGGCCUCCUAAUUGUGCCCCUAAACACCCCAGAAUGGUGGGAGUUGUAGGGGAAGUAGGGUUCCUGCUAGACCUCUCAUUCAUUCUGAACUCUUAAAAGGAACCCUAGUGGGAAAGGGAUAGAGAAGGAAGCUAGGGAGCCCUGUUGAGGCAAAGGCAUUGGUGAAGCAGUGAAGUGGUUUACUGAUGGAAGACUGCGGACAUAGCUUUAUAGUUUGCAAUUAUGCUGAUGUGAGUUUACGAGAGGGCCAAGGCUAGCAUGGAGAAUGGGACAAGAACAUCUGUGGGUAAGCAAAUGUCAGAGGUUUAAGGGAGAAUUGCAUGGCAGGGGCCUCUACCAGCUGCUUGGGCUUCAACAGCCAAGCUGGCACAAAAGGCAGCAGCUGUCUGAGGCUGCUGGGCUACUGGCUCCUUGGAAACUGUAGUGUUUGCUUUGUUUUCCCUUCAUCUGUCCUGAGCCAAAUUUCUUUUGCCUAAAGGAAAAGGCUAGGAACCUUGGAGGUGAACAAAGGCUUUGAUCCAUGUAUUUUGUGUUAUUUCCAGUGGAUGCAAAUAGAUUCAGAGAAAUUUAGAGUGAAAAAGCCCUUUAGAGGGAAUAUAGCCCAGCCUACAUUGAACUCUGUUACUUAGGUAGAAACUGAGGCUCAGAGAGGGAUGGUGACCUGCUCAAGGUAGUGAGCAAGCUCAGACCUCCAGACUCAGCAGCCGAAGGGAGGAGUAGAGCAGUCCUUGUCCCGCAUAGCCCCUUCUUUCUUCCCUACACAGACUCAAGGCUAGAAGUGUUUGGCCCCCUUCAGGAGCCUGGCCAGGCAGGGAGAGCAGCUGCAGCCUUCAUUAAAGCUCUGCUUCUUCCCAAGGCACUCACCUAGCUCUGCCUCUGGAUUGGAAGGCUCUAAACUGGCCCACUGCCAGGAAGUCCUUAGGCUACCUUAGUGCUCCCUCAGGUCUCCUACUGACCCCAGGCCAUGCUAGCAUGAGGAAAGAACUGGUAUUUCUUUUUAAUCCAUUUCAGGGCACUCUCCUGGCAUGUGUCAUAUCUAUUCAAAGAGCUUCCAGCUAGGAUGGGGUGGGCUGAACUUGGUUGUGAGAAUGGCCUGGAGCAGGCCCAAUGCUGCUUUUGGGGGUCAGCAUCUAGUGCGAGAUACUGUGUAUAUAAACUAUAUAUAAUGUAUAUAAACUGGGAUGUAAGUUUGUGUAAAUUAAUGGUUUAUUC
Messenger RNA from Heterocephalus glaber (naked mole-rat), 5131 nucleotides. It is a transcript of the gene Eda, whose product is annotated as ectodysplasin A. Gene Ontology annotation, molecular function: death receptor binding; tumor necrosis factor receptor binding; death receptor agonist activity. Lineage: Eukaryota; Metazoa; Chordata; Mammalia; Rodentia; Bathyergidae. The record is from RefSeq and is a predicted model, not a curated record. Gene Ontology annotation, biological process: immune response; animal organ development. Gene Ontology annotation, cellular component: membrane.